Molecule: messenger RNA, 474 nt
Organism: Aspergillus welwitschiae
Lineage: Eukaryota; Fungi; Ascomycota; Eurotiomycetes; Eurotiales; Aspergillaceae
Exons: 1
Coding region: 1-474 (157 amino acids)
Source: RefSeq, a predicted model, not a curated record
AUGAUCGUCGAGCGCCAUCAUCCUCUCGCUGCCGGUACCGGACAGAUAAAGAAGGAGAAGAAGAAGCGAAAGAACGCCGGAGCCUCUCGCGGGACAGCCGCAAUGCUGCUAGUCCUUGUGCAAUAUACUCCUCGUUAUGCUCCUGCUCCAGAUUGGGUAUCGAGUGUGCUCUGGAUCCGACCCGCCGUCGAGAUAGACGUACGCGUAGUCAGUUUUAUUUGUAUGCAAGCGAUCCUCGCGCCGGAUGUCCGCAUGGGUUCGAUGCGGCCACCGGCUGGGGAGGGUGUGGAUCAGGCUGCGGACGUAGAGCGGGAAAACAUUGGGAGCAAAGCGGAAGAAGAGCCGGCCACUGUGGUAGGAGUCAGGGGAUGCCCACUCCUGGCUGAUGGAUGUGUCCUGUUGGACCUGAUCCCUGAGUUUGUCGCGCGCACAGUGGAAACAGAUGUGUUGUGGUGCUUGAUGGGGUGGCAAUGA